This is a messenger RNA of Sipha flava (yellow sugarcane aphid), 1544 nucleotides long. It is a transcript of the gene Lipt1, whose product is annotated as lipoyltransferase 1, mitochondrial. Gene Ontology annotation, molecular function: lipoyltransferase activity. Gene Ontology annotation, cellular component: cytoplasm; mitochondrion. Gene Ontology annotation, biological process: protein lipoylation. Lineage: Eukaryota; Metazoa; Arthropoda; Insecta; Hemiptera; Aphididae. Bases 501 to 1460 code for a protein of 319 amino acids. The transcript is spliced from 5 exons. The record is from RefSeq and is a predicted model, not a curated record.
GCCCGUCGUUGUUGGUCGUCCGGAGCGAUGAAUUAAAAUGUUAAACAUGAGUUCUUGUUUAAUCAGUGGUUCGAAUUCGCCCGAUACGAAUGGCACAGAAACUGUUCGUCUUGUCCACAGUGUUAUCGCUUAAACGUUAUCACGCGGCCCAUGUCAAACGAUAGGAUAUCAUGUUUUUGAAAAUCUCGAUUUCGUUCAAUUCUCCGCUUUGGUUUAACGUGUUCUGUAACAAUUAACAUCACUCGGUUUUAAUGUAAUACUGCAGAGAGUUCAAAAUCUGUUCUGCGAGCUUACGUUCAUUUUAGAGCCCGAGAUCGACACUGUUGUCGAAUUCCCCGGCACUAGUGCGCGAUCCAUUGACACUCGCUAGACCAUGUUCAGUUCGUCAACACGUAUUGACUGUUCGAAAAUAAUAUUGUUCUUAAACGCGUGAUACGUGAGAUUUCGGAUAGGAUCAUUCAGCUUGUCAAGAAGAUAUAUUUGUUUUCGGGAUUCCAAUCAUGAUUUACAUCGCUCGACGAUUGUACUCGUCAGUUUUCGAAAAAACUGUUCAAAUAUCCAAAUCAACAGAUGUGUUUGAAAACCUAGCUUUAGAACACUGGUAUUACCGAUAUUUCGACUUCACUAAUAAACCCAUGUUGCUACUAUGGGUAAACAUUAAUUGUGUUGUUAUUGGCCGACAUCAAAAUCCCUGGUUGGAAGUAAAUUUUGAUCCAUCAAUUGAUGUGCAGAUAGCUAGAAGGAAUAGUGGGGGUGGAACAGUGUUCCAUGAUGAUGGGAAUCUGAACAUGACAUUUUUUACACACAGGGAUGUGUACAACAGGAGAAGAAAUCUUGAACUAAUUGUAGAAACAUUGAAAAACGAAUGGGAUAUUGUAACCAAGAUUAAUAAACGAGAAGAUAUUGUAGUUGAAAACAAGUACAAAGUAUCAGGGACAGCCUCCAAAUUGGGUAGACCUAAUGCAUACCACCAUUGUACUUUAUUGGUAAACUGCAAUAGAGAAUUGAUGUCAAAGUUGCUGAAAAAAAAAGAGAAAAAUAUCGAAACCAAUGCCACGGUCAGCAUACCGGCUGACGUAUUGAAUUUGACCCAAAUUAACAAUAGAGUGUCAAUCAACAGAUUAAUGACUGUUAUUGGUUUACAGUACCUGAAAACAAUAGGUGACCAUACUACAAUAAAUCGAGGAUUUAAUUAUGUAAUGCCAGAUGAACAUACAUUCCCUGGAUUGAAUGCUAUUAAAGAUGAAAUGAAAAGCUGGGAAUGGCGAUACGGAAGAACGCCCAAGUUUAACAUAACUAUUAAAUUCGAUGAACAAUCCGUUAUUUUGUCUGUGAAAAAUGGUAUAAUUGAAAAUGUUUCAACAACGUGUGCUGUAAGUUUUAAUAACUUUAUAAAUAAAAAAUUUAAUGUGAAUGUUGUUGAUGAAAUAAAACAGCUUUUAAAAGUGAUAAAAAUAUAAUUUUAUACUUAAAAGUUUUAUUGCCCUUAUACUUAGUUGUAUCAAUAUUUCUGUAGACAAAUAAAUGUUGUGUUGAUAUCUAAA